Molecule: messenger RNA, 471 nt
Organism: Mesorhabditis belari
Lineage: Eukaryota; Metazoa; Nematoda; Chromadorea; Rhabditida; Rhabditidae
Source: the annotation of a GenBank genome assembly
AUGGUUAAUGAUCAAUCACGAACUCGAAGUCCUCCAUCUCCGUCACCGAGAGGCCGACAGGAGUACAAUAUGAUUGAUGAAGUCGUCGCCGUCGCCUUCGUCGUCCUCGAAGCCGCUCAAGAGGAAGAAAAAGACAAAAGAAGUGAUCGAGCCCGUUCGGAGGAGGAUCGAAAGAAGAAUACUGAGCUCAAAGAGACGGUAGAAAAGUUGGAGAACAAGAAUAAACAGCUUGAAAGGGAACUGACAGAAGUCAACGGGGAAAUCAAACGAUUUAAAUCAAUGCUAAGUGCGCGAUGUGUCAUCGAGUGGUUUGAGAAGUUCCAUUUGCAUAUGGAAGAAACCAUGGAUAAAACGUCAUAUGAAGAAACCAUGGAUAAAACGAAGUCGCAGGCAAAUGGAACCACCUUUGCGCCUCGACAAACCUCCCGCGAGUUGCCCAGCGCCGCUUUCCCAAUUUCAAUGCCAACGAUU